AUGUCACUUGAAACCCAGGCAACCGAACUACGUGCCGAGCUGGCCGCUCUAAAAUCUGAGGUCGAACUGUUAAAAAAUGAGCGAGAUGUAGCGCGCGUGUUGAGUCAAUACGUCUAUGUCCACGACGAGGCCUUUUCGCCUGCGUCGCGCAAAUCUGAAGCGCUAGAUCAACAAUUCGAAGAUUUCUUCACUGAGGAUGGCGUUUGUGAUGCAUUUGGUUUACAUACUACUAAGCAAGGGAAGGCAGAGUGGGUACGGAGUGUACUUUUGAGCCAAGGAAACAUCAUCGGGAUGCAAAUGGUUACUUCGAAUGUUCUUGUUGACAUCCUGGGCGACGGAACAACAGCCAACGCACGCACAAGCGCUAUUACAACGAUCGCAAGAGAGGGACAAGCUAUUCGAGACCACCAUCGUGCUGCGGGGUACUAUUCGUAUCGGUUGAGAAAGGUGGAGGGACAAUGGAAGAUUGCACAUUUAAAGUGCCGUAGCGGGAUCCAGUAUCUCCCUUCUGAAUCUAGCUGGAUGAUAACUGAGUAUUCAGACUCUUCUCAAAGUUUGAAUGGCACUAUGCAUUAUAGCAACGCUACCGGCAUGCGCAUUGCGUUCUUUUUUCAAGGGAAUGAAAUAUACUACUACGGCGGAAAAGGCCCAGGAUACGGGACAGUUGCUAUUAGUGUUGAUGGAGUGAAGCCCUACGAGGAAGUCAAUGCUUCGUCGAGUACUGUACAAUACAAGCAGUUACUCUGGAGUAGGACAGGACUGCCCUCUGGCGACCAUCAAAUUAUGAUCAACAGAGACUCCGGUCAAGUCUCGUUAGAUUAUUUUAGGGUUGUCUCGUUCAAUGAUACCAUAGUCCCGUCCUUGACCGGACCGGGUGCCUCCGUCGUCCCAAAAGACGCACUAAUAGUCGACGACGACGAUAUCAAUGCAGUAAUAACUUAUUCUCCAGGAUGGGAGAGAAUAGAAAAUCUAAAUGGCGCCACAAGCCCCGGAAAUGUAGGCUUUCAUAAAAAUACGGUACACCGUACCACCACCCCGGGGGCCGUUGCUACGUUCACAUUCAAUGGGACAGCGGUUUGGUACUUUUCGGAUAUUGACUCGACGCAUGGAAUGGUUCAAAUUAGUUUUGACGGAGAACAACCAGAGCGAGUUAGCGGGUUUCACAAUCCAAUACUUUCUCAGCGUUUGAUUUGGCACAAGACGGGUCUCAGUCCCAGUCUGCAUCAAGUGACGAUCACUCAUGAUGGUACACCUCGUCAAUACGCCACUGUCGACUUUUUCGGGUAUCUGCCUAGCAAUGCUACUGCCAUGAUUCCGGGAGGUACAGCAAGUAGCACAGAUACGGAGAGCAAACGUGGAAAUUUUCGUGUAGCGGUUAUCACUGGAAUUGUUAUAGGCAUACUAGCACUGGUUGGGGCGCUCUAUGGAAUGUAUCUCGUAUACCGGCGCCGGGUACAUUGGGCGAGACUUGUUCCCAAGCAACUCCGUCGGGGGAUGCGACCAACCCAAGGGGUAGUUGAUAGAACCGUCCAAUAUGAAUCGAUCCCAUUCACAGCAAUCGAUCCAAAUUAUGCUUCGAGAUCAGGACAAAAUCAUCGGAACAAGCUUCCAAAUCGAGCUACCGGUACCUCGAUCUAUGACUCUACUUUGACCACUGUUUCCGAUACGAAUUAUUCUCCGAGUAUUGGUCAUUUAGGGAACUCGGGGAGCCGUAAUCACUAUGAGAUGCCCCCACCAUAUCAGCGACCCAGUUCUGCUUCCAACGCCCAGUAG
Molecule: messenger RNA, 1773 nt
Organism: Rhizoctonia solani
Lineage: Eukaryota; Fungi; Basidiomycota; Agaricomycetes; Cantharellales; Ceratobasidiaceae
Product: SnoaL-like domain protein
Exons: 11
Coding region: 1-1773 (590 amino acids)
Source: RefSeq, a predicted model, not a curated record